Molecule: messenger RNA, 1171 nt
Organism: Sycon ciliatum
Lineage: Eukaryota; Metazoa; Porifera; Calcarea; Leucosolenida; Sycettidae
Product: 60S ribosome subunit biogenesis protein NIP7 homolog
Exons: 5
Coding region: 140-682 (180 amino acids)
Biological process (GO): ribosomal large subunit biogenesis; ribosome assembly
Cellular component (GO): nucleus; preribosome, large subunit precursor; nucleolus
Molecular function (GO): RNA binding
Source: RefSeq, a predicted model, not a curated record
CGAUCAAUGCAUGUUUGUUUCGAAGCUAGCUGGAGCACUGACUUGUUUACUUGUUCAAAGAGAAAAGAGGUUUCAAGAAGUCUAGUCAGAAUCUUUUCAAAACAGACCAGGACAAGAGUAAUUUCGUAGUAAUAAUACAAUGCGUCCUUUGACAGAUGAUGAGGCCUCGAAGGUUUUCGAGAAGCUUGGAAAAUAUAUCGGUGACAAUAUACAAAUGCUUCUAGAGCGGGCUGACGGUGCGUAUUGUUUUCGCUUACACAAGGACCGCGUGUACUACCUCAGUGAGUCUUGUGUUCGACACUCGAUCAACAUAGCACGCAGUAACCUCGUCUCAGCUGGAUCUUGCUUUGGCAAGUUCACCAAGAGUGGAACGUUUCGCUUGCAAAUCACCGCUCUCGAUCAUGUCGCUCAGUACGCUAAGUUCAAGAUCUGGCUGAAGCCCGGUGCUGAGCAGUCAUUUCUGUACGGAAAUCAUGUUCUCAAGUCCGGCCUGGGUCGCAUCACAGACAACACACCUCAGUACCAGGGAAUCAUCGUCUACUCCAUGUCAGAUACGCCACUGGGAUUCGGAGUAGCGGCCAAGUCAACGCAGGAGUGCAGGCGAGCGGAUCCCGGCACGAUCGUGGCCUUCCACCAGGCCGACAUUGGAGAGUACCUGCGAUCAGAAGACACUCUGACGUGAGCGCUGCUCAAUGCCAGUAACAGGACAUGGAAGCCGAGUGUAAUGCCUAGUUCACACCAGGCCGAUUUCCCGGCCGACAUGGACUCGUACGAAAAACCCUCAAGAUCGGGGCGAAAAUUGCCUGGUGUGGACAGUGUUGUCGUACAGGUUUCCGACAGAUCAUGCGGCGAUUUUCUUGUCGUACUUGUGUUCGGCCAAGUAUCGACUGGUAAUAUUUAGCCGAAAAGCCAGCCGAUUUUUAGUGCUUGCACGUAAUGGAGCAGGCAUCGGACCAAUCACUCUAGGCUUUUCACCAUGACAGCGGAGAGUGUCGGUGCAGACCGUGAAUUGGCUGCACUGAAUUGCUACUAGAUUCUAGCCUUUUCACGCCUUUGGCCUUGUAGCUCGUGUAAAACUAUUUCAUUUCCGUUGUCUAGCGUCUACUACGGUCUAGUGCGGCUGUGUACCGCGUGUACAUGUGUAACAGACAAGCUUACAACUAUAGUGCAA